Molecule: messenger RNA, 6632 nt
Organism: Lymnaea stagnalis (great pond snail)
Lineage: Eukaryota; Metazoa; Mollusca; Gastropoda; Lymnaeidae
Source: the annotation of a GenBank genome assembly
GGAUCAUAUGCGUUUCCGGUCUCCCUAGUUUGGAGGUCGAGAAUAUCAACAACAAUGGGUAGUACAUUAGGACCUAUGUGGUAUACUUAUGUUUCUCAUCCAGAUACUGCACCAGACUAUAAAAAUCCACCAACUUUCGAUCCCAUGUUAGGAUUCCCAAAUGGUCGAAAAGAAAAAAGUAAGGCAAUUAAGUCUUGAAAAAGAAAUACAAGUAGGCUGGUACAAAAAUAAGCCAGUUUAGUCAGCCAAUGCCACCCCCCCCCCCCCCCCCCCCCCCCCCCCAAGCCCAAUGUAACUCAAUGUUUUGUUUAGUCCUGUUUUUAGUUAACACAGUUUAAAUUUUAUAGAUAGUUACAAUAGGCUUGAAUGGGUUUUGAAAAGAGAGUAAAUUGGAAGAUAGGAUGCCAUGAUUGGCCGCCAUCUUGGUUGACAAGAGAAGUUAAUUCUGUCACUAAUUCCAGACCUGUUUACUUGUACGAUUUUGGCGUACAAUGUACGAUUUUUAGGUGUAUACAUUAUAUAUACUGAUGUUUAGUUUACUAAUUGAUUUUGUGAUGAUAUUGUACGAUUUUAAGAGUUUGAGGGUAAACAGGUCUGUAAUUCUAAGUAAAUGUGUCCCUAAACUAGGGUGACCAAAUAUCACACGCUCACUGGAAAGAACGGGACACUUUCAUGGACGGUUUUGGGGAGGGGGGGGGGGAAUACCCUCCAGCUAAGGCUAAAGAGUGGUCGAGGGGGGCCUCCGCCGGAAACUGUUUGUGGAAAUAUGCUCAUUUUAACUAUGAAAUCUAACCUAGAAUUAGAAAUCUACUUGGGGGACUCAGUCUUUUCCUAUGUCAUAGGUCUAUGUUUCACUGAUGUGAUGUUUUAUGUCUGAACGUCCACUAUGACCAGUACAUUAUUGCAAACUGUGCACUCGGCUUCACUUUCAUAGUGUCCCUUUUAAAUAAAGUUCCACUCUUUGGAAUACUCUUCCAUAAACAUGCAUUGACGCUUUGGCACAAUUAUUGUCUACAUGAGAAAAUAAUAUAAAAUUAAAGAAUAAAGUUCAACACCCAAAACAAACAGCUGUCACUCUGACAUGAACAGGCCAGCAGGGAUCACACACAAGACUAACACAUUACACGUAGCGGUAACGGAUUCAAAAUUUUUUUCGGCAAAGUUACAUCCUCCCCCCCCCCUCGCAGCUUCAAUUCUCGUGUCUUUUGCUAUACAUUUACAUAUAAGAGCUAUGGCAGGGACACUGUGGUGGAGGGGGAAAAUUGCAGCCAUCAUACGAGCCCAAAUCACUACUGGCACUGGCUACACAGAUAGCCAAAAUAUUACUUGAAGUUAUAUUUUAAAUUAGGAAGUUUUGGUGAUUUGAAAAUGUGUUUGGUUAAAAAAAAAUAGGACAUUUAGGCAUCCCGAGAGACUUUUUCGGGGAACGGGUACGAUCGUGAAAAAACGGGACAAUCCCGUUUUUACGGGAUGUUUGGUCACCCUACCCUAAACCUAAUCUGAACCCUAAAAUGAUACUAAAAUGUAUCCCUAAACCUAGUCUAACUUGAGCCCUAAAUGUAUCCUUAAACCUAACUUGAACCCUAAUUCACGGCAACUUUAAUAAACACGCAAAAGACGUCGUAGCAUCCUAUCUUCCUGUUAGCCGAAAAGAGUUGUCUCACCCUAAGCGCAGUGACUGACAGUAGGCCGACAUUUCGCAAGACCCGCUCUCCAACUUCUAGACAAAAAACAAAUUAUUUUUGGGAAUGGAUUUUCAUUUUUUAGGCUUUGAACUAAGUUUUGCAAUAAAAAUGAUUUGGACAACAUUAUUUGUUUUCUUAUCUGCUAUCUUGUUUCGGAUAAGAACGGGAAUUGUAGGCCUACUGUGAAGUCACUGCAUUUAUGUAGGUACUACGAUAUUUGUUCUCACAUCGUUCUGCGCAUGUCAAAAAAUGAUGCAAAAACUUGUGACCCUGUUUUGCACAAUGCUAUACAUUUACUUUGAUUUUUGCUGUUUAAUCAUUUUUUUCGGUAACUACAUUGAUACCUCAUCAAUGACAUAUUAUGGGAUUGUCGUCCGGUGACGCUAGUGUUAAUUAUGCCACGAUGUUGUUCAUGUGUUAUGCCCAGCUAUUCAGAGAACAUCUGGUAAGUGCUAGAUUGCUAAAUACAUUUUUAUGCUUACAACAACUAUGUAUUGUUGUAUAUUUACUACUUCUUCACUACUUUUACUCUAAAUAGUACAUUUCAUUUGAUAAUUAUUCCCUAAUAAUAAAAGGAGUGAUCCAACCCAUAAAUUUUGAGUUUGCAUUGUUAUAAUUUUUAAUAUGAUGGUAAUAAAAAGAAUGCCUUGCUCCUGUAAAUGAUUUUCCUUAAAUAGCUAUAGUAAAUAUAUUUUAAAAACUUGUAUAAACAAUAAAUGGCCACAACGUACACUUAAUAUGAUUCUAAUUAAUUGAUUUUUAAUGUUAAGGUUGCCCUGUAAUUAUUUUUAUUAAAGGCCUCGGCCAAAUAAUAUUACCUGUAAUUGUGUUUUUUCCUAUAAUUAUAUGAUUAGGCCUAAAUAGAAAUCAAAUAAAUAAGACUCAACAUCAUCAUUGUAAUUAUAUUUUAUUAGGACAUGGGCAUGUGAAAACAGAUUACCUAGACAAAUAUUUAAUAUUUAUAAUAAAAUAAACUAAACUAAUGACACAAUAAACGCAAAACUUGAAUAAUAUUAAAAAGAAAAAAAAUUGUGUAGAUUCAGGAUUAUGAUUAGACUUUAUUUCUAGCUUCUAUUUCAGUACAUGAAAAAUGUUAAUUUUCUAUAGCAGAACUCAGAAUUCCUACCAUAUUCCAUUGCCAAUGGAUGUAGAUGGUGAAGACAAAGGAGUGGGAUUCUUCAACAAGACUAAGACUGCAGAGCUGUCAACCCAGAAAAUGACAGACAGAACAUUCUCAUUACCUUAUAAUUACAUACUGGUAUCCUCUUACUCUUAUUUAAUUUUGAUCUUAUUGGGAUAUUAUUUUUUAUUAUAAUUUCAUGCAUUCAAUUUUAUUUUUAGAAAAGAUUUCUCCUUAAAUUUUAUAAAUAUAAGCAUUGGUUUAAAAUUUAAGUGGAGCAUAUUUAAUUGAAUGACAAUAAACAUGGUAUAUUUUUAUUUUUGCCUCUAAAUGUAAUCAUUUUUCCAACUGUCAUUUUCAGGAUCUUUUGAAUUACCCUAAAAGAAAUGGUCAUUAAUAAAAAGUCUUGAUGCCGUGCAAAAGUGUUGUUUGUCUUGUGUUGUUUACUGCUUUGAGAAUGUCUCCUGAAAAUUUGGUUACAUUAGCUUUUAAAAUUGAAAAGUUCUUGGCAAAAAAAACAUACCAGAAAUUCUGGAAAGUCUGUCACAAGUUUUCAUAAUUAAAUACAAAGAUAAAUAAGGGGGUUCUAAAAAUUCACCCCCCAAAAAAAUCAUAGCUCCACUAAAAAAAAACCGAUAGAAUAUGAAAUUGAUGGUUUUUUUAAAGGCCAUCAGGCAAUAUUUUAAUUUUUUUUCUUCAAAUACUGAGCUUAUGAAAGGACAAAUCUUGUCAAAAAUCAUUAUCGUAAACUAAACAUUUACCAAACUAUUUAAUAUAGACCUAAGCCUAAUCUCAGUUUGGAAAUAGCUUUUUGCUCCCAAGAUUCUGAUGAGUGACCUCCCCUAUGUUUAGUAGCCGCAUUGUUACUAGAGUUAAUUAACUAUUCUCUUUUUUUUUUUAUCUAUCCCAACUAUUUUCUAACUCUUAUCAGGACAGCUCUAGCUUUUAAACUCACUGAGGCACCAAAUCUCACUGUAUCCUUGUCUGCUAUCUAGAAUUUAAUACAGUUCUGCAAUCUAAAAUUUUGUUGUUAGCAUUGUUGUAGGUAAUACUGUACAAAAAAAUAAUUCUAUUCUAUACAAAUUAUAAAAACUGUAGUUAUAUAAAGCAAACUUUCAAUUGAAAAAUGGCACCUUCUACUUGCUAACUUAAUUUGUUUUUGAGCUUGAGCUAUGCUUUUAAAAUGAGAGUUCCUUGUAACCAAGUUCUUUGUGUCCCAGUUCUGUUGUUUUCUUUUUGUUCUCUUGCUUUUACAUAAUAAUAACUUAAAAAUUACUUGAUAAUUGAUAUUUUUGUUUUACUAUAUAAAAAUGUGUAUUUUAUUCAGAAAUAAUGAUGAAAUACAAUCCUGGACAACAUAUAUUUGUUACAUAGUCCAUGUUGCAUAAUUCAGCUGUUAUGAGAAGUGAGGAAUCCACUGUUAUUACUCUUAAUGUUAAAGGCUGCUAUAGGAAAGUGUGUCAGUUUUUAAAAAGCAUUAUAAAUGCACUGUUUUCAUGUUUAAUUAAAAAUAAAAAAAUUAAUGUAAUUGUUCUGAUAAAUCCUUCCAAAGCAUAAUUUUAAUAUUUGACAUACAGAAUUAAACCUAAAUCUAUAGGCCUGAUAUAAAAUUUUGUAUUUUAGUGGGCGGUGUUGGCAUGGUUAAUAAAGGCAUUCGGUAUACUAGUGUACACUUUAAAAGGUGCAGAUAGAAAGUGAAUGAUCCUAGGGCAAUGAUAUUUGGUUAAAAAAAUGAAAAACCAAUGAAAAUGCUGUGCCCAGAUUUAACUAUCCAUGACUAAUUACCACUAAACUAUCUUUUUCAUCUUAUAGUUAUAAUUAACAUAUAUAUUUUUUUUAUGAGCUCAGCAUUAUAUUUGAUUAUUAUUUUAAAAGUUGCUAUAAUCCUAGCUUUCCAUGUAAUACAAAUAUAAAAUGAUACAAUAUAAUAUUUAAGUUAAAUCUGUUAAUGAGGGAAUCCUACUGGGUAAGCUUUGGAAUAAUUUUAUACCUUUUUUUUUCAAAAUAAAUGUCAUAUUAUGUGAACAAUCCUUUUUUAUUUAAUUUGUGCUGUAUUCAACAUAAAAAAUUAAAGUGUAGAGAAAGUGGAAGCAUACAAGUACUUCGGUGUCACCAUUAGUAAUAAGCUAACAUGGCAUGAACAUGGCCAAAUGCUUUAUAAGAAAUUCAGUCAAAGACUGUUCUACCUCAAAAAACUGUACAUUUCGACGUAAACAAGCAAGUCAUUAAUUUAGAAUUGGAAGCCUACUUAAUUUCAGUUAUUACCUGCUGGUGUGGGAAUUCAAUGUCUGAUAUAAAACUCCGCAUAAACCGACUAAUCAAGAAAGCUAGGAACAUAACACAAACUAAACAUCCUUCACUUGAAGAACUAAUUAAAGAAAGACGUUUUUGUAAAACUAAACACAUUUUGGAUGAUACAUCCCACCCUCUUCACCACAAAUACUUAGGAUCGGGCCAAAUUUUCUCUAUCAGGGCGAGGACUGAAAGAUAUAAAAAUUAUUUUGUUCCCCAAUCUGUAUGAAUUUACUGGCGUGCUCCCUCUGAAGUCACACUAAGAGAACUCACUGAAUGUCUGUUUGAAAUAAUUUAUUAUAAAUGUCUUGUCUUCAAAUUGUUUUAUUUAUGUGCUGAAAAUGUAUAAAUGCAAUCAAAAAACAUUUUCAUUUAUUUGGAUCUAUAAAAGAUUCUUAUCUUAUCUUAUAAAUAUAAUCUUUAAGCAGGUGGGCAGUGUACAUAAAUCCUCUUAAAAAAGAUUGUGAACUUUAUUUCAGUCAGAAUGCAUUUAGCCCAAGCUUACAUUACUUAACAUUGUUAAAAAAAAUUUAGUCACUGUUAACAGUUCUGUUGAUCACGUUCAGGACAUGGUAACAAGUAUUAUUUUAACUUACUCAGUUUCCAUUCUAUUUUAGCUAUCAAGGCAACACGAGAGGAACUAGACAAGGCCAAUAUCCCUCUGGAUAAAAGAGAUUACUGUGUGGAUUAUUUUUUAGCCUUUGUAAAAUGUAGGCAAGAACACUUCCCAAGAGUUUCGAAAUAUUGCUCGCAGCAAAGACACGCAUGGGAGCAUUGUGAAAAUAAAGAGUAAGUCUUGAUGGAGUGGCUAUUUUCUUUGAAUAUGUUGCACCUACUGAGUUUUUAUUUUAUUUUUCACAAGGGAACAAGUGAGGUUAAAACUUGUCCAUUUGUAUCAUGGUUGUAUCAUUCAUGGUGGACAUUUGUAUCAUGGUAGGUAUUGUUUUGUUUUGAAUAUAAUUAAUGGAAUGUUUCAGUCAUAUUCACUUAAAAGUAUCAAAUAAUUUACAUUGCCAGUCCGUGCAACAUGAUUCAGUCAAAGUUUUCUCUUUCCAGUGAAAUAAUGAGGGUGAAAGAAUGGGAACGGGAGCGACGCCUGAAAGAGAGGAGCAAGAGAAUAGCCUGCAAAGAAAAUCGAGAAGAAAUGGCAGAGUAACAUUUUUGAAACAUAGGAUAUGGAAUCUAUAGCAGUCAUCUGAAAACUUUAAUACGUGCUGUAGUUUGAGGUUCUGUGGUACUGAACUUGUUGUAUACCAGACCCACAAUAAGAUAGAACAUGUUGAUUGUUUCAUUUUAAUUAAUUAAUUAGUUAAAAUAAUGUUUUUCUUCCUUAAAUUAAUUGCCGAUAUAAUUUUGUGUUAUAAGAUGUUCAGUUAGAUGUGGUGAAAACAUGCUGUCCGAAAAAUUCUUAUAAAUCAUUUGUACGGGAUUAGGCUCGUGUGGAAUUAAAUUAACCAGUUUCUUAAGUGGAGCUGUGCAUGAGUGUAUAUUUACAAGAUAAUAAUAGUGUGGAAUAAAAUAUUUCUUAUAUUAGC